CGGAACUGAAAGAGGCAUAAUUAAAGUCUUAAGGUCGUUCUCAACAUGACUGUUGGAGAUAAACUAUCAUGUGUGCAGCAGAUGUUAUCAAAUCGGAAGGUAAUAUCAGAUAUCAAGCACUCAAUCGCUGUCAAGUGUGAAAGCGUCAUAAAAUCCCCGGAGGAAAAUGUAACUUGUACUUUCUUAUUUGUCUCUGAAGAUUCACUCGCUGAGGGAUAUAAUAAAAACUUUUGAAUCCGAACAUUUUCGAAAAUUCAAGCAAAUUAGGUCCUUGAUUAUUGCCUCCUUGUGUGUUGUCUUCAAAGAUGUGUUACCUGCUUACCGUAUACGACCUGCAACUGAGAAAGAAAAGACUCAACCAACUAAGAAAGAAACCCGGAAAAUACGGUAUUAUGAAGAAAACCUACUUUUGAACUACCGAAAAUAUACCGAGUUGCUCAGAGUUAUCCUGGGAGACAAACAUAUGGACAUGAAGUCUCCUCGUCUGAAAGCUUACUCUAAAUUAGAUUGGAAUGAAAAUGAAAGGCUUACUGCCAUACGAUGUGUUUGUCAGCUUCUAGAAAGCCAUCCGGACUUCAACUACAGCAAAGAGUUAAUAGAAGUCUUACCCCCUUACCUCAACAAUACAACGACACAGGCUUCGUCAGUGAUAAUCACAACUCUAGAUAAUAUUUUUGAGAAUGAUACUGACCGAGACGUCACUUUAAUGAUCUGCCGUGCUAUUCAUCGCUUUUGUCGAUCCAGGUCUUAUAAAGUUGGAGUUUCAGUCAUCAGAGCUUUGUCCUGUAUCUCCAUUACAGAAGUUGAACGCCAUAAUGAAAAAGAAAAACCUAAGGUAGAUAGGCGUAUGCGUUCACGACGUGAAAGAAAGGAGUCCAAAAUGGAGCGCAAACUUGAGAAGGAAAUGGCUGAAACCCAAUCCCUCCAAACUCGAGAAAAGCGUUUGAAAAUGAACACCUUGGUUAUGAAUGAAAUACUGUUUGUUUUCUUCAAAAUUUUGAAAACAACUUCUGACUCUGAGCUUUUGUCUGCGAUUUUUAGAGGAUUAUCUAAAUACGCCAAGUUAAUCAACACACAGUAUGUAGACAACCUGCUGUCUGUUCUGAAUACAAUGGUAGCAAAAAAAUCAACCAGUAUUGUGGAUAGCCUACACUGUGUACAUACAGCAUUGUGUAUUAUAUCAUCAUCUGAUGCAUCUGAUGUUCUCACUACGGAUCCUACUUCAUUUUGCAAUCAUCUGUACACUAUCUUGGGACGCAUUGCGGGUGUCGGUAUAGAUAAUAUAACACAAACUGAAAGUUCAAUCUCAAACUUAUCUUCUGUACUGAAAGCCUAUGAUCGUUCAAAUACUCCAGCUGCUCAAGCUGUUGCCAAUCUUGUAAAAAGAUCUAAAAUCACGGAAAGUUCAGAGAAAACAUGUUCAAAUGAAAUCACUUCUGCUGGUGCCGGUAUAAGCAAAAGGAUUAAUGCAUGUGAAGUUGAAAAUUUAUCAGAUACUCUUAUAUCUUGCUUAAAUAUGCUUCUUGUGAGAAGAAAACAUGAGGUUUCAACUAACCGAAUUCUCGCUUUCGCAAAACGUUUAGCUAGCGCAGCUUUGACGAUUUCAGAUCCAUAUUGUUCCAGUUCUUUGCUUAUCAAGCUUUUUCAUCUUCUCCGUCUUUUUCCGCGUUGUGAAAUUCUAUUUGAAUGUGAUCCAGAAAUAUGCAAUAACUAUAGAUCAGAUAUAAAUGAUCCAGAAUUAUGCUUUCCUGCAAGUGCAUGUCUGUGGGACCUACUUUUAUUAAAAAAACAUCAUAGUCCCAUGGUAAAUCAAUUAGCUAAUUUAAUUAUGCAAUGGGGAAAUGAUGUUUGUGUUGGCGGGAUAGGAGCCACUUCGACAAAACUGUAUAUGCUACAUAUCGAUGGGAGACAAGUUUCUUUAGACCAUCUAACGCAUAUGUCAUCUGACGAUCUUCGUAUUGAAUUGAAGACACUUAUUGAGAAAGAUAUAACGGUUCCUGAAAUACCGUCCACACAAAAAAUAAACAUGUCAGAUUUUCAGUUGUCGGAUUCUUUCAUAAAAUAUUUAUCAGAAAAUGAUCUAGUUUCAGAUGUUGAACCACCAGCAAAGAAAUUAAAAUCGUAAUAAUAUUUUAUCUAAAAUAAACUAGCAUUUCCGCAAAGUUCAGUGUACUAAAUGACAUCUGAAUAAUCUACUUUCACGUCUACACUAAGAGAUUAUUGUACAGUCAAAAUUAUUUCACAACAAACACGAAAUAUCAAAUUGGUAUUUAAAUUUUUUUAUUGUGUAUGGUAUAAGCACUACAUUCGAUUUACAAAAAUAUAGACAAUAACCAACAAUAAACUAUCAGUUGUUGAUAAUCAAUUACUUCCUUUUUUAC
Schistosoma turkestanicum is the source of this 2381-nucleotide messenger RNA. The record is from the annotation of a GenBank genome assembly. NCBI's taxonomy places the organism in Eukaryota, Metazoa, Platyhelminthes, Trematoda, Strigeidida, Schistosomatidae.